UAAUUAAAAAAAAAAAGAAGCAAAAGAAUCGGGGGGGAUGAAGGAACGCUUCAACGGCAUAAAUUUGUGGCUCAGUCACUUUCCUACUUCCUCUCUCUCGAUUCAUCAUAUCAUUGAUCGCAUUUUUCUAGGGUUUUUAGAGAUAGGUAAAAUUGAAGAGGGUGUUGGUUCGUGAGGUGUGGUAGUAGUAGAUCUGAGGGGGUUGGAUUUUUAAGAAAUGAGCGCAUCAAGGUUCAUAAAGUGCGUGACCGUCGGUGACGGAGCAGUGGGUAAAACCUGUCUCCUCAUCUCUUACACCAGCAACACUUUCCCUACGGAUUAUGUUCCCACCGUUUUCGAUAACUUUAGCGCUAAUGUUGUUGUUAAUGGAGCCACUAUCAACCUUGGCUUGUGGGAUACCGCCGGGCAGGAGGAUUAUAACAGAUUGAGACCCUUGAGUUACCGCGGUGCUGACGUUUUCAUCUUAGCCUUCUCUCUUAUCAGUAAGGCUAGUUAUGAGAACGUCUCCAAGAAGUGGAUCCCAGAGCUGACCCACUAUGCCCCUGGUGUCCCUAUUGUUCUUGUUGGAACCAAACUAGAUCUUAGGGAUGACAAACAGUUCUUCGUUGACCACCCUGGUGCUGUACCUAUUACCACUGCUCAGGGAGAGGAAUUAAUGAAGCUAAUUGGAGCUCCUUCCUACAUUGAGUGCAGUUCAAAGUCACAGCAGAACGUGAAGGGGGUGUUUGAUGCAGCGAUCAGAGUGGUACUUCAACCUCCAAAGCAGAAGAAAAAGAAGAGCAAAGCACAAAAGGCCUGCUCCAUUUUGUAAUUUCUCUGCUUCUCUUGUCUCUCGCUCUUUCCACUCUCUAGUGAAGGCUUACGAAGAAGAAACACAUUGGGCUUAAAGAUGGUUGUGAUAAGUUCCUUAAUCCUUAGAAAACGAUUACUUCUGGUUUUUACUGAUAAAUAGUUUCCAGCUUUAGCUGAGAGCUAAUAUUGCACUACCA
Messenger RNA from Raphanus sativus (radish), 989 nucleotides. Its product is annotated as rac-like GTP-binding protein ARAC1. Gene Ontology annotation, cellular component: cell projection; cytoplasmic vesicle; cell cortex. The coding region runs from base 218 to 811 and encodes 197 amino acids. The transcript is spliced from 7 exons. The record is from RefSeq and is a predicted model, not a curated record. Gene Ontology annotation, biological process: small GTPase-mediated signal transduction; regulation of actin cytoskeleton organization; establishment or maintenance of cell polarity. NCBI's taxonomy places the organism in Eukaryota, Viridiplantae, Streptophyta, Magnoliopsida, Brassicales, Brassicaceae. Gene Ontology annotation, molecular function: protein kinase binding; GTPase activity; GTP binding.